Messenger RNA from Cryptosporidium muris RN66, 288 nucleotides. Its product is annotated as U6 snRNA-associated Sm-like protein LSm7, putative. The record is from RefSeq and is a predicted model, not a curated record. The transcript has 3 exons. NCBI's taxonomy places the organism in Eukaryota, Apicomplexa, Conoidasida, Eucoccidiorida, Cryptosporidiidae. Gene Ontology annotation, biological process: mRNA splicing, via spliceosome; nuclear-transcribed mRNA catabolic process. Gene Ontology annotation, cellular component: U2-type prespliceosome; U6 snRNP; Lsm1-7-Pat1 complex. Gene Ontology annotation, molecular function: RNA binding. Bases 1 to 288 code for a protein of 95 amino acids.
AUGUCAUCCAAAUCCAUUUUGGAUUUAAGUAAAUUCAUUAAUAAAGAGAUUAGAGUAAAGAUAUGUGGUGGUAGAGAUGUCACUGGUAUUCUGCGUGGCUAUGAUGGUGUGACAAACAUUGUACUUGAUGAUACAAAAGAAUUUCUAUUAGACCCUGAAGACUUGACAAAUACUACUUCUGAACAAAGAGACUUGGGACUUUUAGUAGUUCGUGGAACCUCAAUCCUAAUGAUUGCUCCUUUAGAUGGGAGUGAGUACAUUGAAAAUCCAUUUGUAAACAAUACUUAG